AAGCAUGAGUCCUUGAUUGAGGAAACAAAAGUUUCGCAAGUUGUUGGUAGCUAUCACAAGAGAGCAGUAAACGCGAUUGCUACACACAGUUUCGCCCUCGAUUACAUUCGCUAGAGCGACGACGUAGAGAGCAGCAUUUGUCGUGACAGGCGGGGAAUAAAAAAGUGCGCCAGUAAGAUGGUCCUGUGAAGAAGAGCGGAUGAUGUAAGAACACGAUUUUUUUUUGUGCACCAGUACUAUGCUUAUGCAGCCCACCGGCUCUUCGUCGUUUUUUUCUCGCGUGGUAGCGAAGGUCGAGGGCGGUAUAGAGCACUUGUAUUCUCGACUGACUGGACGUCCCACGCAGACCCCCGUGACUGUGAUCCGACACAAAAACACCGUAGCGCACACCAGCACCACUCCCGGUAAGCACAGCGCAGCUGGUGCAGCGCACCAUACUACCUCCUCGAGCACGUCUUGCACCACGUCCACUAGUAGUGAGUUCGAAGAAAUCGAAAACUUGAGCACUACCGGUCGCUUUUUCUCGAAGGACAGUGCAGCUACCUCCUCAGAUAUGCUCUCCAUGCGCACCGCGGAGAGUUUGUGAAGAAGCUUUUUUUUACCCGCGAAGUACGAGCAGCAAAGAUCUUCCAGAGGGAGCAGGAACCACGCGUGAGGUGAUUCUGUAGUCAAGAUCUUCAUCUUCGCUACAAGAAAAGCCAAUUGAAAGGAGGUUCUACGAUGUCGGGCGCAGGAGCUGCUGCAGCCCGCGUUGGGUUCGACCAAGCGGGCAAGUCGCUGUACCGGCGGAUACUGCGACUGCACAGAAAUUUGCCGCACCCGAUGAUGCGGGCGAUCGGAGAUGUCUACGUAAAGAAGGAGUUCCGAAUCCACUGCGGCCCACCGUCGAUGCAGACGAACCCCGUCCUGCCGGAGCAAUUCAAGGACUUUUUACGCAAGUGGAACCAGUACGCCGAUCAGAUUGCCGAGGGCCAGGUGGGCAAGCAGAUUUCGCGACAGCAAAAGCAGACCAUGACCGCGGAGCAGCAACUCAAACUUCGGGAGCUGCGCGAAGCUAUCCGGGGCGGAGGUCCCCUACCUGGGUUCGGACCGCCUCCGGGCGGCGGUGGCGGGGGAAGCGGGUAAUUGGCGAAGUGACGAAAUGGAGGCGCAGGGGAUCGUGCGGAGCAGAGAAACAAGACGUAGCGUCGCCCUGUCGUCGUGUAUAGUCUGUACUUGUAGCUUAACUUCAGGCCGCUGCAGCAAGCUUCGGUGUUUGCCAUUUUCUAGGGGACGGACAAAACGAAAACAGCGUCAACGUAUGUGAUGUCCAUGCAUCAUUUUCCGUUCGCCUUAGCAUACUUGUGUGUAGUUUCAUUUGCGUGAGAAGUCAUCCGUUUACCGUUCGGGGCCUUGCUUGAAUCAAUUUAAAAAGCAAUGAACGUGAAGAGUCACGAGAUAGCUACAACACGCGGCGACCAUGAUUUUUUUACAUGAAACCUACUAUAUCGUGAAUCUUGGUGAAGACUCCCUGCGGCCUCCGCUGACUACCCCUGUAUGCACUCAGAACAG
Messenger RNA from Amoebophrya sp. A120, 1551 nucleotides. The record is from the annotation of a GenBank genome assembly. NCBI's taxonomy places the organism in Eukaryota, Dinophyceae, Syndiniales, Amoebophryaceae.